AUGCACACACACACCCUUCAUAUGUGACUUUCCUCUGGGGGGCCCCCAGGCAGCCGCCUCCCCUUGCCUAAUAGUAGUUAUGCCCCUGGGUUGGGGAUGUAGACGCUCCUCAAUGGGCCAGGGGAGUGGGUUUGUCUCCCGCCCCACUCUGCCGCUUGGGAAUUCUGUGCGCAAAGCUAUGCCUCGGGUGGAGAAAGUGCCAUUGCUGCAAGCAGAGGAGGAGGAGAUGAUUCCGUGUGGAGAGAAGUAGGUUCCAUCCCCCACCCUUUGUGUUUUGAAAAAUGGAAGUGCAGAAGGAGAAGCGGCAGCAGAAGCAGCUACGAGGGAAGAUGGCCUGUGGAGCUCAGAUGCUGUUGUGCCUUAUCACGCUCGCUGUCCUGCCACCCGAUUGGCUUUUGCCUGUUGCCAUUGCUCAGCAAGUUCCUCAAGGCCCAGGGGAGCUAGAUACAGAACUGACCACUGAUCCAACAGGCAGCUUAGAUGACAGUGGUCCAACAACAACAUCUGAAUGCCGUGAAGAGCAAUUUCCUUGCACACGACUGUACUCUGUUCACAAGCCUGUGAAGCAAUGCAUCAGUUACCUGUGUAUUACCAGUGUUCGUCGAACAUACAUGAUAAACAAGGAGAUCUGCUCUCGUGUUGUCUGCAAAGAGGAUGAAGCUAUGCAGGAGAAAAUCUGCCGCCAGAUGGCUGGCCUGCCACCACGCCGCCUACGCCGCACUGGUCAUCCCCCAAGACCACUCUGCCGACGGGCUCAAAACCAACCGCUGAAUACUGUUGAUGCUCAAUGAGCAGCAAACUGUAGUGAUGAUAAAGAGGAAGAGGAGGCAUUGAAAUCAUGCUGAACCCAAGCAGUCCACUGUUGAUAACACAACAUAAGUUUGUCCCCUUUCUGCAAUUUCUCCUCUUGAGAGGUGCUCCAGUGCAGGAAGCUUCCUUGCCUGCAUGCCACAAAUGUCACCUUUGAGAUGUGAUACCAAGACCCUCAUUUGCUCUCACUUAUCUCUUGUCUAACUCAAAUACAGCUGCUUAUCUUGCACAAUUAACAUACCUGUAUACUCAACGUGUGGGGCAGUGAGAUUGUGUCUGCCCUGCUCCCCUCCCUGACUUGCCUCCUCCUAGUUCAGGACCAGCUUGCCUGUACAUAUUAAUUAUAAUGUGGUAUGUAUGCAGGCAUAGAUCUCUAUUGGCCCUGUGCAUGCACUGUGCAUAGGGCCAAUAGUGCACAGUAGUUGCUCUGCAAAACCAAGGGGUAAGAAGUACAUAUCUGAGUAUAAGCUUAAAUGCAUGUGCUUGUCUUGUGAACAAGCUUGGGGGCAGGGUGGUUGCAAUCCCACUUUUCCACCGCAUGUUGAAUAAAUGUGCCUUAAGGCAGGGGUUCCCAACCUUGGGUCCCCAGAUGUUGUCAGACUAAGACUCCCAUCAUCCUCAGCCAAAAAGAUCUUUUUUGGAGGACCCAAGGUUGAGAAUUCCUAUCUUAAGGUAUGUGUGAAUUUUUCUCUCCUUGUUUCAGGAAUGAAAUGAGGGUUGGAGUGCAAAAUGCCAACAUCUAGGAACUACCCAACUUAAUUUCUAUUUUGCUCUUGCAGUGGGAAGGAAGCCUAGUCUGCAUGCAUCACUUACAUCUCUGGGAGGCAAGCCAAGUCAUUAGGGCACUGGGCCAGUGAUAGAAACACAUUGUGGCUGGACACUAGUUUGCAAGAGAAUUGAAAGUGGUAUUGUAGAGCCCUCAUUGCACAUGCCAUGCCUUCUCUUUUCUUGUGCUCUAUUAUUGCCUUUGAUCAAGUUACAAGACCACCUGAAAAAUCAGUUUGAUGACAGAUAACAGAGGAACAGAAACAAUGGGGGUGUUCACACAACUAAAAACUCUAUAGGACAGGUGUCCUACCCAGGUUUGGGAGCUGUGCAUGUUCCCAAUUUUCAGUUGUGUGGGAGCAAACAACUAGAUAGAAGGAGGGAGAAAUGAUUGUGUGGGAGAGAGGAGCUGGGUAGGACAGCUUUUCCUCCUACCUUGGUCAAAUGCUGGGUAUGAAAACUGGGUGGGACAGCACUGUCCUCUCCAGCUCUUGUCUCCCACAUAAUCAUUUCUCCCUCCUCCCAGCUAGUUGUUUGCUCCCAUACAACCAAAAAUUCCUCACUGAGUCUAUACACUCUGAGCAAUGAUGGCUUUCUCAUCAGAGCAUAGAAGCCAUGUGAUGUUGCAUCAGACCAUUGAUCCAUCUAGUACUGAGUUGUCUGUUCUGACUAGCAGGAGCUCUCCAAGGUGUUGGGCAGAGAUCUUUCCCAGCCAUGCUGUCCUUUUAAGAUGCUGGAAGUGGAACCUGGGACCUUCUGCACGCAAAGCGUGUGCUCUGCCACUGAGCUGUGGUUCCGCUCUCCAUUUUCAGAUCUCCAAAAAAGCAAUUGUUUCUUCCUAACCAUAGUGUGUCAUUUCAUUUUCUUCUGUGGAAGUACAGAAUUCCCUUGCAAACAUCCUUCACCUUCCUCCUAGAUUAAGCAUGUCCAAUGGUGAUGGUUCCAUAUAUCUUUAAAUAGAAGACUAAUUUAUUCCUGUUUUCUUGGUAAACCAGCAAUGUGCCACUUCUCUUAUAGUUUCUAAUGGCUUGCAGUUUGCAAGCAUGCCUCCUGAACCACAAAGUCUAAGUUAGACUUUCUGUGUCUAAAAUUAUCGAAGAAAACUGCCAAAGUUUGUUUGAACUGUAACCCUAACUCUAACCCAUGCUUUUCCAAUGGGAGAGUUUUUCCACAUUUUCCAGGACAUUAAUGAAUUUGUUCAGAAUUUUCUUUUCUUUUUUGGUAGUCUGGACAACUGAACUUACUGGUGAAAAAAGCAUGUUUAUAUCUUUCAUGGUUUGGUCUGGGAGUUCCAUGUCAGUGAAGGAGGCCCAAGCAGCUUUAUAGAGAGAGAUUCUGCAUUGAAUUAGUGUAUCAACACUGCACUGAUGACAACAAUAGUGUGUUAAAAAUUGCUAUAUGCUUUUAUAAGUUUAUUUUAUUUUAUUGUGUAGCACAAUAGCUUUUAUUGUGUAGCACAUUCCUGUUCCAGUUGUGUCCAUUGAACUGAAUGCAAUAGAUAAGGCACUUGGCUGAGUCAUAUAGAAGCCCCUUAUUUUCUUAUGGAGUGUAAACGCCUGUUUAGAUUAACUUCCCAAUAAUAGGUAAUGUGCCUGAUGCAAAACUGAUGUCCACGUGAUAUAAAGUGCAAUCCACCAAGAAAUUCUCUUGCUCAGGCCCCACUGAUAUGAACAAGAGAUGUUCCACCAUCAUUCACGUCAGUGGGACUUGCACCAGUGAAUUCCAGUACCAGUGAAUUCCCCUGGGCCACAUCUGCACUAGCUAUUUGGAGAAGGGUGAUGCUGAUGCCAGCAUCAGACCUGCAGGUUCCACAUCCAUCCUCCUGCAUCUGAACCCAAGAACUUCUGCUCCACAUGAUGUUGUGCAAACUACACCUGACCUGCAGUGAGGCAGAUGCUGCUCUUACUACUCAUAGGGGCCCAAACUGUCCUCAGUUGUGCUGUGAAGUAAGCAGAUCCAGCAUCAGUUAGGUGUGCAUUGUUUUAAUAUGGACAGUUCAUAAAUGCAGAAAACAUACGAUCAGAUUUAAAGAAAACUGGGCAGGGGAGAGGGAGGACAGUGGCAAAUAGCAGUGCCAUUCUCCAGGGAAUGUGGGCACAGACAAAAUCAUAAAAGGGAGAGGAGUGUUUCAAAGGUAACACAGAACCAGGAUAUUCAACUUAUAACCUGGGAUAUGACCUGGUCUUGUGAAUUCUCUGAUAUGUGUCAGGGUUGUGCCUCACUCACCACUUCCUUGUUGAGCCCAUGUUUUCAAGAGCUCCCAUAAGGAAGUCAGCUGCAGAUCUGACAUAUACCAGGUUGUCAAUAGCUUUCAUGCCGAAAGUUAGCAAUGCAUAUCCCACAUCACAAUGCUUGUGUGAACUAGUCCUUUGUUCCCAUAUGUGUACAGGGGAUGACUGUCAAAGAGGGUGCAGUUAAGGCGUAUAGCAAGUUCACAUAAAUGCAUCACUUGAUCUCUCCCAACACUUCAUGAAUUUCAAGUGAAUGUGUGAGCAGUUUCUGUUGAAAAAUAUUGUUGAAAGAAGUGAUGAGAAAGCCCUGUGAUAAGUAAUCUGUGGGCACUCAUUAACACAUGCAAGCUACUACGUUGAUGCCUACAGACAGUGAAUGGUGAAUUUGUGUGCGCGCAUGUGUGAAUCAGCCCAUAUACUGUAUGGUAGAGGAGUUUAUUAGUAGAGUUGUUGACUUUUUUUUUUAAAUCAGCCUUCUGCUGACUCUUUAGCUGCAGUCUAAUGGGCAGAACUUAAGUAGAUGAGGAUUUUUCAUCACUUUAUCUCUGUGAAAGGAAAACCUUCACCACCUACAUGUUUUCAUUAGGCUGCUUUUUAAAGCACAGGAGUUAAAAACAACAACAAGGGAACCCUCCUGCCAGUAUAGAGAAUAUCUAUGUGAUUUUUUUUUCCAUACUGGGAUGUUGGUACAGAUCAGUUUUACACAUCAGUUUUUAGAAGGCACCUAUAUAAUAGAUUUAAUUCUGUUCUGUUCAAAUAUAGAAUCAAAUGUAAACAUAUAUGAAUGUAUUGCAUAAUUAUUGUACAAUUUAUAGAUAUAUAAAACUCACAUUCAUAUGGUUGAGAGAAUGUAAGAUAUUUUUUAUGCUGCUUCACUGUCGUACCAUAUGCAGGGUCAGAGAAUGAGAUUUCUACAAAAGAUCACUAUAUAACCUCAUAUUUUAUGAAAUAGGCACACAAACAUUAAAAGACAAAUUGAUUUCCUA
Messenger RNA from Hemicordylus capensis (graceful crag lizard), 4792 nucleotides. It is a transcript of the gene MFAP5, whose product is annotated as microfibril associated protein 5. The record is from RefSeq and is a predicted model, not a curated record. Gene Ontology annotation, cellular component: microfibril. Gene Ontology annotation, biological process: embryonic eye morphogenesis. NCBI's taxonomy places the organism in Eukaryota, Metazoa, Chordata, Lepidosauria, Squamata, Cordylidae. Bases 282 to 791 code for a protein of 169 amino acids. The transcript is spliced from 10 exons.